Amyelois transitella is the source of this 981-nucleotide messenger RNA. Its product is annotated as gustatory receptor for sugar taste 43a-like. The record is from RefSeq and is a predicted model, not a curated record. Gene Ontology annotation, biological process: sensory perception of taste. Gene Ontology annotation, cellular component: dendrite; axon; neuronal cell body. Lineage: Eukaryota; Metazoa; Arthropoda; Insecta; Lepidoptera; Pyralidae. Bases 1 to 981 code for a protein of 326 amino acids. The transcript has 8 exons.
AUGGAAGUGAAAGGUUUUAGUAAUAGGGGAAGACCGAAAAAGAGAUGGAUGGACAGCGUAAAGGUGGACGAAAGUAUUGAUGUUCAAUACAGCCGCGCCAAAGAAACCAAGCUGCGGGCUGGGCUCACUAUAUUCAUGAUCUUGUACUGGAUAUUGCUUCUUAGCAAUGUUUGCUUCUACGUGCUACAAGUCCAAGGCGAUCUUAGAGUUUGGCUUGUGUUAGUUUGCUGCGUGUGGUUCAGCGUUGCCUGGGUUCAGGUCAUACUCCUAGAGUUACAGUUUUCUUACACCGCGUUCUCAAUCUAUUUUCGUUUUAAAGCUAUCAACAGAAUUUUGAAUUUCACAGUUAAAGACAUACCCUCACUGCAUGAGCAGAAAACAAUGCGAUCUGAUACACUGAACGUUUUGAUGAUCCGGGCGGUGCCAACCGAUGUACAAUCUGAAGCAAUGCGGCCCAUCAUACAGAAAUCUGUGACUGGUGAGACUUGUCUAGCAAUGCCCUUCAGUGACGUCGUCCACCGCAUCGCGACUCUCCACAACAUGUUGAGCGACGUGGCGCAUCACAUCACCACCAGCUACAGGAUAUCUUUAGUUUUGAUUCAGAUGUCUUUGCUUCUCCAUCUCAUUGUCACUCCGUUCUACUUCCUGAAGGAUAUCAGUGAAAGAAUUUCUUUCAAUUACCAUUAUUCUGCAAUCAUGAAAUUCGCUUGGAGCAUCGUUCACUUGCUGAGACUAUUUAUGUUGGUAGAGCCAUGCUACUACACCGUUACAGAGGGCAACUGGAGCAAGCGCCUCGUGUGCCGCCUGAUAUCCGUCUCCCCCACAACCGGCACGCUGGCGACUCGUCUGAAGCUGUUCGCUCGCCAGUUGACACUGCAGCCCGCCGCUUACAGUCCGAUGGGUUUCUGCACACUCGAUCGACCACUUAUAUUCGGAGCAGUGAUCGCUUACCUGGUGUUACUGUUGCAAUUUGAGACAUAA